Messenger RNA from Kogia breviceps (pygmy sperm whale), 901 nucleotides. It is a transcript of the gene PIANP, whose product is annotated as PILR alpha associated neural protein. Gene Ontology annotation, cellular component: membrane. The record is from RefSeq and is a predicted model, not a curated record. NCBI's taxonomy places the organism in Eukaryota, Metazoa, Chordata, Mammalia, Artiodactyla, Physeteridae. Gene Ontology annotation, biological process: regulation of immune response.
GGACGAUCUUGGACAUGGAGUCCAGAAUGUGGCCGGCACUGCUGCUGUCCCGUCUCCUCCCUCUCUGGCCACUGCUGUUGCUGCCCCUCCCACCACCUGCUCAAGGUUCCUCCUCCUCCCCUCGGACCCCACCAGCCCCAGCCCGGCCCCCCUGUGCCCGGGGAGGGCCCUCAGCCCCACGCCAUGUGUGCGUGUGGGAGCGGGCACCCCCACCGAGCCGCUCCCCGCGGGUCCCAAGAUCACGUCGGCAAGUCCUGCCGGGCACCUCGCCCCCGGCCACCCCAUCAGGCUUUGAAGAGGGGCCACCCUCAUCCCAGUACCCCUGGGCUAUUGUGUGGGGUCCUACAGUGUCUCGAGAGGAUGGGGGGGACCCCAACCCUGCCAAUCCUGGAUUUCUGCCCCUGGACUAUGGCUUCGCAGCCCCGCAUGGGCUGGCCACCCCACACCCCAACUCAGACUCCAUGCGGGGUGAUGGAGAUGGGCUUAGCCUUGGAGAAGCACCUGCCACCCUGCGGCCGGUCCUGUUCGGGGGCCGCGGGGAAGGUGUGGACCCUCAGCUCUAUGUCACAAUUACCAUCUCCGUCAUCAUUGUUCUCGUGGCCACCGGCAUCAUCUGCAAGUUCUGCUGGGACCGCAGCCAGAAGCGGCGCAGGCCCUCUGGGCAGCAAGGUGCCCUGAGGCAGGAGGAGAGCCAGCAGCCCUUGACAGACCUGUCCCCAGCCGGGGUCACUGUGCUGGGGGCCUUCGGGGACUCGCCCACCCCCACCCCUGACCACGAGGAGCCCCGAGGGGGACCCCGGCCUGGGAUGCCCCAGCCCAAGGGGGCUCCGGCCUUCCAGCUGCACCGGAUUCCCUUGGUGAAUCUGUGAUGCCCCCCAAGGCUGGGCUGCCACCGAGCAGG